UUCCAGCAGCAGCAGCAGCAGCGGCGGUGGUUGGGGUAUCCUGCUGGCCCCGGGCUGAAACCUGUUGCUCCGUAGUUCCGCGUUGUGCAAUGGACGGGUGAGUUAUCCCACCAACACUCACAGCAAAGCUUGUUUUCUGAUUGUUUUACGUGCAUCUCCGAGCUUUUACCCCAGCACCCCGUUAGAAAAGGUUAUUCCAGAGCGAGACUGGUGUUUUUGGUGUUAGCUCAGCUUCGGGUAAAGUUGUUGUUUGUUGUAGCAGGAAGCUGAGCUAGCUGAGGGAGCUAGCAGUAGUGUUAGCCUUAGAACGGGCCAUUCUCUGCGGGCACACCUCCACACCAAUCUCCAUUCACUAAACCCGCAGGUUAGAUGUAGCCUCAUAUACAUGAGAAUAUGUGUUUGUUUUUUCAACAUAAAACCUUUACGGUAUGAGAAUUUUGUUUUUCGACGAGUUAGUCCGCAGCAGAAGAAAUGUGGUUCAGAGCAGCUCGAUGCUCUCACGCCCACCGUCUGUGAAAAAGUUUCCAUUCUGUCUCAGGUGAAGGAAACUCAGGUGUCAAACACUGGCCGAAUUGAAGGGUUCAGUGAGUUGAUUCUUUAGAUGUUAAAUGGAAUCACUCUGAUCGGUCGUUUGUUUUGAUUAUGCAGAUCAGUUUGAAUUGAUCGAAAUCGCGAUGAAGUUCUGACCUGAGACUCGGUGGAAGCUCGCUUUCAACAGAUCUGAGUUAUUGACAGCCUGGUUUCACUAAAAGCUAAUGUGUCCCGUAAGUUAUAUGCAUGCCGAAUUAUAGUCUGUGUGUUCCCGUUUCUCUUAGCAUAUAAGAAGUAGGAUUUGUUUUGAUUAUUAGGAAGAGAUCCAUGCAUUUGUAAAUUUGUAAUUUGUUUUAUACGGUGUUUGGUUCAGCUGUUUUUGGCGAGUUUGCAGAAAAAUACUGUAUGAUUAAAACUGUAUUCCUGAAACAGUUUUUUUAUUUUAAAGGAUUUAAAUAGUUUUAUCUAGAUUUUCUUGUUGUGUCUGGACAAAAUUUGUUUCACAUGGAUCUUCAUUAAGUUUAUGACAGGGAUGCUCAAUAUUGGAUUUUUACCUGCAUCUCAUUUGCUGAUAUUUUCUAAAUUCAUUUAAGAGUCAGCAGAUAUUUGGCCAACAUUUACCUUAUGAUGGGUCAUCUGAUAUGGAGUUUACUUCUAGCGACUUGUGGACAAUGAAUAACAAAGUGGGCUCGAGCGCUGUGCUGCAGGUGUGUCUUCUCCUCUGGGUCAGGUUUCACUCACCGCUCUGUUUCACUUUAUAUUCCAACCACAGCACAUUCUGAUUGGCUAGACCCCACACAGGUAAAAUAGCCAAAUAGUUAAAAUCUGCAGUCGAACCGGAAAAAAAAAAUGAAACUCAUAUUGACGCCUUUAAUGACAUAUGAAGCAAACAAGACCAUCAGCAACAAGAUCGCAGCUCCACAUAUAAAAACAGUGUAGGUUGUACAUUUGACAGUCAAAACUCAACAGGAUUAAAAAGAUGAGCAGUGACUGCUUUGUCCACAAGGGGGCCCUGAAAUUGGCUAAAAUGAAAGUUCCUGGUAGGAGCUUUAAACCUGCAAGUUUCCUAUGAUAAUGAAAAUAAUGAAAGUUUCAGCUAUGGUUAAAACAAAAUAAAAUCUGGGUAACGAAGAAGACGCCCUCUUCUGGACAAUACAACAUGCUCUGAUAAACUGUAUUAUGAGCAUAGACUGUAUCUAGAAUAGACGCCGUCCGCCUCCUCGCUGGGCUAGAGCAGCGCCCUCUGGUGACAGGCUGCAGUACAGGUCAUAAAUCCCGCUUCGGAUUCAAAUCAGUAUACUGGCAGGAGGUGGAACCAUGUUGUCCAGAGUAUAUACAGUCUAUUAGGGCUGGGAUAAUAUGCUUUUCUCCCGAUUCGGUUCUUCUACGGUUUUUUGGAUGCCGAUUCGAUUUACAUUGCAAUUCUACGAUAUUGUUGAUUUUCUCGAUAUUCAGUUUACAUUUCUACCUUCAGUGAAACAGUUGAAUGAUUAUGAUUGUUUUCUGACUAUUCCAGGAACCAAAUUUCCCCAAAAAAUACACGACAUGAAAGUCAGUUUUUAAGAUUUAUUCUUAAGUUUGAAAAAAAAAAAGAUUUUUGAACAUAAAAAUCUGUUUAAAAAUUGUAAAACAAAAAAUACUUCUGUGAAUGGAUUUUUUUUCUUCCACCCCUGCAGUCUUUGAUUAUGAGUUUAAGCAGCUUCUCAACUUUUUGCUCCAGAGUUUGAAUGAAGGUCCGAUAAAAAGUGACCGCUCUGGAGUGAAUCGGUUUGAGAUCUCACCUGUUGGUCUUCUGAACUACAAACAGUCCUAAAAAACAACCUUUUAACUUCUCACAGAUGCGUUUUUGAGGCGGCUUGUUUUGUUUUUCUGGCUCUCUGUGCGGUUCAGGAUGUUCGUUUCUGUUUUUUUUGUAAAUGCAGACAUCUCUCUCCAGUCUGAGCUUGUGUUUGUUUGAUUCCUUGUUGUCAGAGAUCAUGUUUGCAGUCAGGUUCAGCUCACCUCUGCACACGUCGGGCUCUUUUCCUCGGUGGAGUUGAAUACUAUGGUGCCGUGGCCUCGGUGAGGAGCUGCAGACUGUGAGACGUCUGAGUUCCUGCUGUGAAUAUUUGUGCUUUGUCAGGGCUCAUUCACGCCCCGAGGGUCCUCUUCACUGUCUGUACAGUCACGUCAGCUUCAGCCUGACCAGCCGGUUUCUCUUUGUCUCAGCGUUUCCCUUCGCCGUCUCACGCUGUGGGUCCAACUCUGCCGCAUGUUUCGUGUCCACAUGUCACACAUUGGUGUGUUGUAUGUUGGUGCAGAUUAGGAGGUUUGUUUACUCGGUUGUGAGUCUGUUUUUCUCCUCAAGGUUCCCUGAAGUACUUAUUUCAGGGAUUUAUAGGCAGUCCACAGAAAUACGAGAAAACGCUCGAUAAGUCGGUGUGAACAGCCGAAGGAAUAAAAGUUUGACUUAACAGGGUUUAGUUUUGUGGGUGUACGAUGUUAUCGACAUGAUAUUGGUAUGAUCAGUGGAUAUUGGCUUUAAAAGUGAAUCAAAUCUAUCUGCAGACAUGUUUUAAAACUACACACACAUGCAGCACAACCACAUAAGUUAAAUUAUGAACCCAGGAGUAGAGAUGCACCGACCCAUUUUUCUCAGAUCCAAUCAGAUACUGAUACCUGGGCUGAGGAUAUCGGCUGAUAUCCGAUACCGAUCCAAUACUACUGUUGAAUGAAUGAACCGUAAACCUGUGAGUAAGGGCAUCAGGCUUGACAUUAGCCCUGUUUAAAAAAAAAAGUAACAAAUUAUUAACACAGAUAUUAAUUUUUCUUAAUAUUAUUUAUUAACUACGGUGGUCGAGAACCGUCACUGCUGCAAAUAAAAAACAAACAAACAACAAAGAAUGUCACUGCUGCAAAUAAAAAACAAACAAACAAAAAAAAAGAAUGUCACUGCUGCAAAUAAAAAAAUAAACAAAAAAAAAAAGAAUGUCACUGCUGCAAAUAAAAAACAAACAAACAAAAAAGAAUGUCACUGCUGCAAAUAAAAAACAAACAAACAAAAAAAAAGAAUGUCACUGCUGCAAAUAAAAAACAAACAAACAAAAAAAAAGAAUGUCACUGCUGCAAAUAAAAAAACAAACAAACAGAAAAAAAAUGUCACAGCUGCAAAUAAAAACAAACAAACAAAAAAAAAGAAUGUCACUGCUGCAAAUAAAAAAACAAACAAAAAAAAAAGGAAUGUCACUGCUGCAAAUAAAAAACAAACAAACAAAAAAAAAGUGUCACUGCUGCAAAUAAAAAAACAAACAAACAAAAAAAAGAAUGUCACUGCUUCAAAUAAAAACAAACAAAAAAAAGAAUGUCACUGCUGCAAAUAAAAAAAAAACAAACAAAAAAAAGAAUGUCACUGCUGCAAAUAAAAAACAAACAAAAAAAAAGAAUGUCACUGCUUCAAAUAAAAAAAUAAACAAACAAAAAAAAAAGAAUGUCACUGCUUCAAAUAAAAAACAAACAAACAAAAAAAAAGAAUGUCACUGCUGCAAAUAAAAAAACAAACAAACAAAAAAAAAAGAAUGUCACUGCUGCAAAUAAAAAAACAAACAAACAAAAAAAAGAAUGUCACUGCUGCAAAUAAAAAAAUAAACAAACAAAAAAAAAGAACGUCACUGCUGCAAAUAAAAAACAAACAAACAAAAAAAGAAUGUCACUGCUGCAAAUAAAAAACAAACAAACAAAAAAAGAAUGUCACUGCUGCAAAUAAAAAACAAACAAACAAACAAAAAAAGAAUGUCACUGCUGCAAAUAAAAAAACCACAACACGGAAGUUACUGAAGCUGUUCAUAAAAAAAGAAACGAUGCAGAUGAUUAAAAAAACCCACAAUGGAAGUUAAUGAUGUAAAAAAAGUGAUGAUGCAAAAAAAAAAAGUUACUUACUGUGAAAAUAAAAGGAUGCAAACAAAAAAAAAAAGCCACAACAGAAGUGAGCUGCCGGGGACCAAUAAUGACGAUGCACAGGUGUUUUACGAUCUGGGCACAGAAGACGACGGCGAGAAGACGAGCGAAAAAGUUCGUGGAAAGGUUCUUGUUUAAUUUCACUUUGUAAAGUUUUUAAUGUGCCGUUUGGUUCGACCAUGAAGAGCCUGAGUGAGGAUGUCGCUGUAGUGUUAGCUUCAGUUCAACUUCAUAUCGAACCACAUGACACAUUAAAAAGUUUAUGAAGUGAAAUUAAACAAUAACGGCAGUUCACUUCACUUGUGGCUCUUUUUAUUUGCAUCCUUUUAUUUUCACAGAAAGUAACUUUUUUUUUUUUCAUCACCACUUUUUUUGCGUCGAUAACUUCAGUUUUUUUUUUUUUUGCAUUCUUUUGUAUUUGCAGCAGUGGCGGUUCUCAGCCACCGUAAUUAACAAAUAACAAAUCGCACAUUAGCACACAGCAAAAAGAAGCAAGACUCUCAUGAAAAUAAAGACUGGAUCGGCGUCAUCCAUCAGAUAUCCGAUCCAGUUAAUUUGUCAAUAUCGGACCUGAUAUCCGAUCCAAAUAUGGGAUCAGUGCGUCCCUACUCUAGUGUGUGGAGUUGAUUAAAUCCAUUAUUAUUAUUUUUGUGUGUUUUCUGCUUUGGUCCCUUUUAUUCCUGUUUCACUUUCUGUUAACUCUGAGGAGCUGAGAAAACCUGCAGCCUCCUCCUUCAUCUCCUCCUUCAUCUCCUCCUCCUCCUCACCAUCACCUCCUGUCUUCGUUAAAAAGGACAUGUUGUGAACCAAUCAGGAGUGAGAGUUAAAGAUGAGGUCAUCAUGGCAGCAGCAGGAAGUAGAAGGAUAAAAUCAGCUGAUGUAUUUCUGUCUCUGACCGUGUAGCUCUGUGACACACCUGGUCAGAGGUCGAUGGUCGUUUUUUCAUGGUCGGCGGUUGUUGCGGUUGUUUCCGUUUGAUGAUGUUGGCGUUUGCGGGUCGGUUGCUGGUUCUCUUCAGCGGCUGCUGGAGGAUCGGACAGGAAAUAGACUUAAAUCUCUGUCUGUGUUUGAUGGACACAGAUGGAGCUGCGUCUGUUUCCUGCUGAGAUCUUCUGUCAGAUUUGUAACCAGCUCUAAAGUGAUCUUCAUCAUCAUCAUCAUCGUCGUCAUCAUCGUCACAGUGACCUGAUCUGAUCCCUGACAUCAGACUGCUGGAGGCUCUUCGGUCUAAAACCAGAAAGAUUCAAAGAUUUCAAUAAAAGGAGAAAAACAAACAAACAUGAUUUGAACAGAGAGAAACGCUGAGUCAUGUUGGACUGUAAUUCAGGGCUUUUAUUUUGUAGGAGAUGGACCGUAAGGUGGCUUUAGUCUGAAAAUCACGCCGAGUUAACGAUGAAGCUCCAUGUAAUAUGAAGCUAAAGUUAGAGUUAGCCACCUGCUAUUAGCCUGUUAGCUACACUGUUAGCCGUGUCAGUAACGGUAGAAUAAACAACUGUACACAUUAGUGAUCGAGCGACUUCUCUGACGGAGGCAGCUGCAUGUCUCCAGAUGAGACCGGACCAGACCGUAUAUAGUUUACUGUAGAUCUCUACAGUAUACAAUAUAUACUUUUAUAACUUCAUAAAAAAAUCGGCCGAUUAAUCGGUAAUCUGAUUUUUUCCCCCCUAAUAUUCGUUCAUCAUUCGGGUCCUUCUUUAUACAUAAACUGUAACAGACUGAAAUCUACAAACUCAAUAAACUUCAACAACUUCAUAUGAAUGAAGUACAAAUAUGACUGUUUUAAAAUAGGAGAGGAGAGCAGGGGUAUCUGUGUCUGAAAAGCCGAGGGACAGGUGAGCGUGAUGAGAGGGAGGUCGAUUCUGAGUUCUGAUUGGAUGAAAAUGUUUCUAAUUUCUUUGUGAUUAAAGGUGAGUUAGUUUUCAAUAAUCUGAGAUAAACUGAACCAGAGGACAGAGAGUGUUCAUUAGUCUCCAUGAGACAUCAAACAGAUCCGACUGUGUUUUCCUGAUGUCAGUGAACGCCUCACGCCUCAGUUUGAGGCUCCUCUCAGGAGUCGUCUGGAGCUGCUCGCUGUUUUCUCCCCUCAGCUCGCCUGCUCCAGGAGGGCAUUUUUCCCCCUGCGCUUGCCUGCUCAGGCUGGGUAUUUCUCCCCUGUGCUUGCCUGUUUAGGCAUGUUAUUUCUCCUCUGCGCUUGUAUGCUCAGGCUGGGUAUUUCUCCCCUGCGCUUGCCUGCUCAGGCAGACUCUCUUUCACCUCAUUUAAACUUUAUUUUGCUUGUUGUUUUGAGUUUCUCUCCUGCUGCUGCUAACACGCUGUCUUCUCUUUACAGCAGUGUCCACCACGAUAUAACAGUUGGUACUAAGGUAGGCACCUCUGCUUCCUCCUCCUCCUCCUCCUCCUCCUGCAUGGCCUCCUCUUCCUCUUCCUCUUCUCGCUCUCCUGCCUGGUUUGUUUUCUGCUGUGAUCGUCUCUCUGCGGCUGUUUGCUCUCUCAUGUGUCUGCCUCUGUUUUCAGUGUGAUCAUUGCUGAGGUCUGUGUGAUAAAUGCAGCAGUAACAUUCCUCCUCAGGUCUGAGAUUAAUCAGAUUAUUAAACCACACGUGGAUUUCAGUCUUAAAGGAGCGAACCGCAGAAAACUUGGACAUUUGAUGGACUGUUUGUCCUCAAACAUCUGCUCUUAUCAGGGCAGCUAAGAAGUCCUGAUUCUGAUGGGAAAGGUUAGAUCUGAUAUUGAUCUCAUGUCGACCGUUUUUGUCAGCUGUCGUAAACGGAAACUUAUCCAACAGUCACCAGUAUGAGCUCUAUUAGAGUUGGGCGGUAUGAACGUGUCUGCCUGUAGAAAUUUAGUUUGACCGUUUUUGUCGAGAGAGAGAGGGCAGACGUCUGCUGCGUCUCUCUGAGUCAGUGUGUAGUCGUCAGGAAAGUCGGAGCGCGUCCGUUUGGCUACGUUUCCGAAACACUCACCAGCGUGUCCAGCAGACUGUUUGAAGAAGAAGAAACAGCGUCACCGGUGGCGGUCAUGGCGGAUGUGGAGAUUAGUGUCAGUACAGAGGAAAUGGAGGCAGACCGACCCACCCGACGUGAGGAAGAGGAGGAGAGACUAGUUCUGAAAAAGGGCGCGAGUCGAGACUUCGGUUGUCUAGAGAUUCUUCGGAUUUAGAAAACUACGCAAAGAGUGUGGUGUGUCUGUCGUUGUUGGAGGAGGAAACACCAACAACCUCUUCCUCCACCUAAAGAUGAAACACGCCGAACUCUAUGAUGAGAGCCUAAAGACGCGCGACGCACCUGCUGCACCAAAAACUAAGAGCUCGGCAGAGUCUUUCACCAAAGAGACGAUCAAAAAUCAGCAGACUGGACUGAACUUUAGUUUGUAUAAAAAUCAGAGUUUAAAAAUGAACAAAUGAGACAGUCUGGUUAUUUUUAAAAAAUGAUAAAGUGAUAUGAAAUUACUGUGAUAUAAGAUUGUGUUCCUACCGCCCAACACUAAACUGUAUCUAAGGUGAUAGCAGUGAAGCUGCGUUCAACACCUUCAAACAUGCAGCAGACAACAGUGUAAAAAACUCUGGACCCUAAAGAAAAGAUAAAAGUCUUUAAAAGAGGAAAAAAGGACGAGAAGUUUGAAGUGAGAGUGUCUGAAGGUGUCGGCCCAUCCUCACGGUCCUGAAUUCAGGUUUUUGGAUCCACAUACUGACAACAUUGAGUGGAUUUGUGAUUCGUUUUGGCGACUGAAAGCUACCUCAGCGUUCUGAUCCAAAUAUGAUUUUAUAUGUGAGACUGAUGAUGAGGAGUUUAAGACAUCUGUUAGGUAAUUUCUAUCAUCAAACACAGGAGGAAAAAGUUAUUAAAAUUUUGAGACGGUGCCUGGCUGUAAAAUGUAAACAUCCACAUCCACGCCGCUCCACUGCGUCACAGAAACAUGAACACAAAGAUCGAUGACAGACGCUGACCGGGUCCUCUACCUCCACCUGGGACCGGUUCUCCUCACUGCUUUACACACAGACCGUGAACAGGACAAGUGUCCCAGGGAGUGUUUACCUUUAGUGUCCACACACACACACACUGAGGGCGGUCUGUGGGUCACUGUUGACCCAGAACAGCUGACUCUGGAUUGAUGUACCGAACAUCACGCUGGAUUUACUCAGCUCUAACCUCUGUGUUUAAACUCCGAACACGCUGUUUAAUUAGCCUCAGUCGACAUGUGUUACGAGGAGUAAUUAUUGAUUAGAUAUCGGUGAUUAUCAGACAGUGAUUUUGGCUUUAAACUCUUACGAACACACGAUAACAUGUCGGAGUGUAAACCUCAGCGUGACGGCAGACAGGUGAGACAGUUUCACCUGAAUGAACUCAGAAAUCAGAAACCUGAUCCUGAAACUGAUCAGACUUCAGCGUUUAAUUUCUACUGUCCGUUAUUAUAAAGAGAUUCUUCAGUUUUCUAAGUCACACGUCAGCAUUUUUGUUUUAACGAGGAACCGCUGGGAGAAUCUACAUGUGAGCUAGGCUACAGUUGUCUACAGACGGGGUCAAGUCUGAUCUAGUAUAGAUAAUUCUGAGUGGCCUCCAUCGUGGAUAACACACUUACCCCCAACUUCUACCUUCAUCCGUAAUCCGCCACAAAAUUCGCCUCACAAACGGAUCUGGUAGGAAUUAGCGGACGGUAAAAACCGCCACCAAAAUCUGGGGUUAGAAAGCAGAAAUGUCCCUUUAAAUGUUAGUGUUGUCGUACACCUGUAGCUCACCUGUGUGCUGGAAACAAAAACUCACUUUUGGAGACAGCCUCUAGUGGACAGUUGAGGAACUGCAGCUUUUAGCACCGUCACUUUCAGCCUCUGAGGUUUUACAUCAGACACAUGGAGACAUGAACCGUUGUGGUCCAGUCUCAGGUGCUUGAAUGUCUGCGAGUCUUUUGUCCCCUCUGCAGCCUGAGGCAGGCGCGGGGUCUGUGGGUGAGCAGCUGUUCAGCAGGUUCAGAUCCAGAGACAGGACCAGGACCAGGACUCGGGUUUCUGUUCUAUUAUUCAUGUGGGGGGCAGAAAGAAGAUCUGAGCAGCUUUUGUUCACAUAGAAACCGCUCAGGUUCCUCUAAUUCAGCAGCCUGUCAGACCAAACUGAGGGGAAAUAAAUCAACGGUUUUUUAAUCGUGUGACAGUUUUUGUUGAAUAGUUUGUCCCUGCAGAUGUUUGUAUUUUAACGUCUUCUCUCUUUGAAUCCCUUUAAGAAUAAAGAUUUAGACAUUAAAGGUCUUUUAUUUUGAAAGUCUUUAAACUCUCAGACUUUUAUUGUGACACAGGAACAGGAAGUGCUCUGAUUGUUUCAGGGUUUGCUGUGAGAACCUCUCCUCCCUCUGCGCCGUCUGUUGAAUGAAGCCCGGCCUGUUUUUACUACAUCUGGUUUUCAUUGAGCUCCACAGCACAGGAAUCCGGACCCACAGGGUCUGCUGUCGGGGGAGGGGGCGGGGCUCACAGUGACGGCGAAGGUCUCAGGAAGGGGGUCUCAUGGUCUCUCUCUGCUGCAGUUUUCAUGCCUUUAGGAACAGUCCCACCUUGACUCGUGUGUGUGUGUGUGUGUGUGUGUGUGGUUUUCCUACCUGUGUCUCUCAGUGAACUCCGGCUCCACAGCGCCCCCUGGUGGCUGCAGCUGUUUGGUGCUAUAGGAGAAGUGAAACAUGAAAACAUGUCCAAGUUAAGGUUCAGGUCUUCGUGGGGCAGACUGAGCUGAAAACAGUCCGGUGAAGGUUUAAUGUGAGCUGUCGGGUAAAUAAAUACCAGGACUGUGAGGAAACAACAACAGGUUAUUAUGGACCGAUGGAGUCACUCAAUAAUGGGUCAGGCAUGUGCAGGUUUAUGAGCUCAGUCAGGCAGAUGUUCACUGAAAACUGUGAAACUGAAGGAAAGAGAGAAGAAGAGCUGCUCCAUCAACAUCAUCACCUCCACCAAGGAGGUUAUGAUGUUGAUGGUAGCGUUGGUUUGUUUAUUUGUUUGUUUGUGAACAACUUUACGGAGAAAGUUACAGACGGAUUGACCUGAAAUUUUCACCAGAGGUGCGUCUCAGCCCCAGGAGGAUCCCAUUACAUUCUGGUGGUGAUCCGGACAAAAUUCUGGAUACUGUCAUCCAGAACACACAAAAAUAAGGGCGUGGUUAGAAUUUUCAAUGCUGAAAGAUAACCAAUGGGCGGCACCGUGGUGUAGACAGGCGGCACAGUGGUGUAGAUGGGCGGUACAGUGGUCUAGAUAGGCAGCACAGUGGUGUAGACAGGCGGCACAGUGGUGUAGAUGGGCGGUACAGUGGUGUAGACUGGUGGCACAGUGGUGUAGAUAGGCAGUACAGUGGUGUAGAUAGGCAGUACAGUGGUGUAGACUGGUGGCACAGUAGUGUAGAUAGGCGGUACAGUGGUGUAGACAGGCGGUACAGUGGUGUAGAUGGGCGGUACAGUGGUGUAGAUAGGCGGCACAGUGGUGUAGAUAGGCGGUACAGUGGUGUAGAUAGGCGGCAUUGUGGUGUAGAUGGGUGGUACAGAAGUGUAGAUAGGCGGUACAGUGGUGUUGAUGGGCGGCACAGUGGUGUAGAUGGGCGGUACAGUGGUGUAGAUGGGCGGUACAGUGGUGUAGAUGGGCGGUACAGAAGUGUAGAUAGGUGGUACAGUGGUGUUGAUGGGCGGCACAGUGGUGUAGAUAGGCGGCACAGUAGUGUAGAUAGGUGGUACAGUGGUGUAGAUGGGCGGUACAGUGGUGUAGACUGGCGGUACAGUGGUGUAGAUAGGUGGUACAGUGGUGUAGAUGGGCGGUACAGUGGUGUAGACAGGCGGUACAGUGGUGUAGAUAGGCGGUACAGUGGUGUAGACAGGCGGCACAGUGGUGUAGACAGGCGGUACAGUGGUGUUGAUGGGCGGCACAGUGGUGUAGAUGGGCGGUACAGUGGUGUAGAUGGGCGGUACAGUGGUGUAGAUGGGCGGUACAGAAGUGUAGAUAGGUGGUACAGUGGUGUAGAUGGGCGGUACAGUGGUGUAGACUGGCGGUACAGUGGUGUAGACAGGCGGUACAGUGGUGUAGACACGCGGCACAGUGGUGUAGUGGUUAGCACUGUCGCCUCACAAACAGAAGGUCCCGGGUUUGAAUCCCGGCCAGGGCAUUUCUUGUUUAAGGGGGGACAUGAGCUGCUUGGCGGAGGUCUGCGCUGUCUGAGUGCUUUUCUAUUUAGUAUUUAAAUUUAUCAUAAAGUCAUUAAAAUUAAACUGGUUAAUAAGGAAACAUUUUAAACUCCGAGGAAUCGAUUAAUAACCCAGGGAUCGACAGUGCGACCGUUUCACUGCGACUAAAAAAGAUGUUUGCGAGUCGUAAAAUGUAUUUAGGGUCACAUGUGGGCGUAAAAAAAAUCAACAAAUAUUUUUCCCUGUAAAUACGGCGGUGAAGUUAGUUUUAGGUUGGAUAUUUGUCGGACAUUCACUGAGGAUUUCAGCCCAAAUGUUCAGCACAUUCUCUCUGUUUUUCACACACUGACACACACACACACUGACACACACACCUGCCUCGUCCUCCUGCUCUCCUCGUAUACAGCAUGUUGAUGUGUCGGUCAUGUUAAAGGUAGAUUACUGUAAUAACUCUAGUCUUUAUUCACAUCAGACUCAUAUAUACUGGAGCUCUUAUACAUGUAUAAUAUUUCAUUUCCUUUAUUUAGAUCUCCAUUUGCUUCGGCUAAGGCCAUCGCUCUUCUUCCUGAAGUCUACAUUUACGAUUAUUUCUCCAUCUCAGAGCAAAAACACAGAAAACAUCACACCACAAACACAAAGUCAACGUCGAUAACCACAACAACUCACAACAGCCAACAAAACAACAAAACUAGAACAACGCAAACAACAUACACAUAUGACUGGACCUUAGUUUCACAGUGAAGUUAUAGUUCUGAAAUAAUCAGAUGUUCAAAUAUUAACAUACAUUUCACAUAAUUAAAUUAAUUUACAGAAACAAUUCCCAAUACAUGAGCAGACUUUAGAUAUUUGAGGUCAAUCAGACAAACACUGAUUCUACAAAGUAGCUUCAUCUAAAUAAGGAGCUGUUUGACUAAUAAAUGUUCUUUGACAAGAACUUUAGAACUGUAUUUGAUAUAUAUAUAUAUAUAUAUAUAUAUAUAUAUAUAUAUAUAUCUCAUAUGUUUAAAAAGCAUGAAAGCAAACUUCCCGUCCUCCUCCUGGCUGAGUAAACUCGACCAUCAGAUCAAUCAUGUUUAUUUGUUAUUGACUCGGAGAGAAAGAGGCUGAAUCAGGUAUGAGGGAGAGAGAGAGAGAGAGAGAGGAGCGAAUCUCUGCUCACAGUCUUAUUAUUAGUUUCUGUUUUUCACUUCAUUGUCUGCUGUUUGGCUGUUGUCAUGGAAACACAGAGCAGUUCAAGUCAGGUAAAGGUUUUAUGUAGUGAGUUUCUGCCGUAUGUUCUGAACGUACACAGGAUUGGAGAGGACCUGGUUUGGGAUUUAUGGAGUGUGACAGACUGGGCAAAGCCGGGCUCUGUUUGUGAAAUAAGGAUUUAAUGUGAACAAAUACAAAGACAGGAAACCUGGUUCUAACUGAGAAACUCGGGUCAGAGAGAUAGAGAGAGAGACUGACGCUGACUCUGUGUUUGUUUUUCAGAGAGGAUCUGACGAGCUUUUCUCCAGCGUCUCUAACGGCCCGUAUAUCAUGAGCACCACAGGUCAGACAUCUUCACUGAUAAUCAACAUGACGGAGAAAAUUCACACGAGUUUAUUUCACCGAGUUUAUGUCUCUGUCUCUGCAGCCAAUGGCAACGACAGCAAGAAGUUCAAAGGUGACAUAAGAGGUCUGGGCUCGCCGUCCAGGGUCAUCCACAUCCGGAAACUUCCCAACGACAUCAGCGAGGCUGAAGUGAUCAGCCUCGGGCUGCCCUUUGGAGACGUCACCAACCUGCUCAUGCUCAAAGCCAAGAACCAGGUGAGCGCCCGCCGCGACGGCAGAGUGACCGUGAGGGAAGUACUUCUACUGUGGAGGAGUACUCAGUACUACUGUGUGUGUGUGUGUGUGUGUGUGUGUGUGUGUGUCCUCUCAGGCAUUUCUAGAGAUGAACUCGGAGGAGGCGGCUCAGAACAUGGUGGGGUAUUACUCCACGGUGAUGCCCAUCAUCAGACACCACCCUGUCUACGUCCAGUUCUCCAACCACAAGGAGCUGAAGACGGACAACUCCCCCAACCAGGAGGUACACGCCCCCUACCCCCCCACCCCGAGUCAUUAUGAUUCGCCGUCUGUUCGCUCAUCUCUCCUCUCUCUCCUCUCAGAGGGCGCAGGCGGCUCUCCGGGCCCUCAGUACGUCUCACGUGGACGCGGCGGUGGCGGCUCCAAGCUCGGUGCUGAGGGUGGUGGUGGAGAACCUGGUUUACCCCGUCACCCUGGACGCUCUCUGCCAGGUAAACAAACGCCUCCAUGACCAGCAGCUUCAUUAAAAACCUCCAAACGGGACCUCCUGACCUCCUCUGUCCUCCUCAGAUCUUCUCCAAGUUCGGCACGGUCCUGAGGAUCAUCGUGUUCACUAAGAACAGCCAGUUUCAGGCUCUGCUGCAGUACCCUGACGGCGCGUCGGCGCAGGCGGCCAAACUGGUGAGGUUCACUUCCUGUUUGUUAGACAGAGCGCGUGUUCCUCGCUCGGCGAUAACCUGAACCUGCUGCUGCUGUUUCAGUCUCUGGACGGUCAGAACAUCUACAACGGCUGCUGCACUCUGAGGAUCAGCUUCUCCAAACUCACCACGCUCAACGUCAAAUACAACAACGAGAAGAGCCGCGACUUCACCAGACCGGACCUGCCCUCCGGAGACAGCCAGCCCGCCAUGGAGCACCCCGCCAUGGCCACCGCCUUCAGUAAGAGGACCGCACGCCUACGAUGUCAGGACAGACGAAGGCGGGGCUUAACUGCAGAGUCAGCUCGCUUUAACACCAACAGCCAAUCAGAGCCUGAUAUUUGUUUGCGUUCAUUUUACCAACUAAACGCUGUGAAGGAACUUUUUAUUUAUUUAUUAUAUAAUUUUUAUUUUUAUUUAUUUUCAAUUUAUUAUAUUUAUUUAUUUAUUUAUUAUUUAAUUUUAAUCUUUAUUUUUUUUCAAUUAAUUUUAUGUAUUUAUUUAUCACAUUUUCUUUGACAAAAACAAAAGUCCAACUUCAUAAAAACACAAAAAAGACCCUAAAAGUGAAGAACACAAAAAAACUUCUGAUAAACAAAAAAUAUUAAACAGAGCAAAAAGUUAAAUAUGUCAAAACAAACUUCAAAAAGAUAUUUAUAUAUUUCCUAACAAAUAGAAAACUUUUAAAUGUGACAAGACAUGAAUAGACAGCAAAAAUAUUUCAUAGAACUGCCGUUUUAUUUAAUUUAGCAAAAAUAUUUUAAUAAUGAAAACAAACUUAAAUACUAUUUAAGAAAUAUUCUGGAAAAAAAAUCAUUAAGCAGCAAAAAAGUAUUUAAAAAAUAAGUUUUGAAAAUGUAGAAAUAUUUAUUUCCAAAAAUUUUUACAAAAACAUUUUGUUACAUACAAAACUCUUUAAACACAAAAAUUUUUUAAAAUUUUUUUUUAUUUUGUUAAACAAAAUAUUUAUUACAUGAAAAAAUAACAAAAAAAUUUAUUCAAACAAAUAUUUAACCGUUUUUUUCAUGAAACAAAAAAAUAUUGUUUAAAACACAUAAUAUUCACAAAAGAAAGAAUCAUGUCAUAAAAUGUUUACAUUUACAUUUACAAACUUUUUUUUUAAAUAAGAAAAAAUAAAUACAAAAUAUGAGACAACUUAAUAUUUUACUUUUUUUAUUGUGUAAGUUUCUUCUUCACAUUAAAAAAAAAAUAUAUAUAUAUAUAUACAUAUAUAUAUAUAUAUAUAUUUUUUUUUUGGUCAUGUGACAAAUAUUUUAUUUUAUUUUUUUACCUUUUAGUGAUUUUUUUGGUGUAGUGAUGGAGUGGACCUUUAGGGCCACCGUAGCUAACAGCAGACGUCAGAAUGGAUUAUAAAGAGAACAGUGAACCUCUGAGAAAAUCAGCUGUUUGAACUUUCAGAGUUGAGGUGUCUCCUCCUGUUCUGCUUAUUUUUCUGUCUUCAGUUAUCGAUUUGAAACGGUCGUGUUUCGCUCCGCUCCUCUCUCACCUCCGAGUUUCUUCAGCUCAAUCCAGAAUAUUCCCUCAGAGCUGAUUCUCUCUUCCUGAUUGUGUUUAGUCUAAUUGUUCAUCUCUGCUGUCAGACGCCGUACAUCCUCUGCUGUUCAUGUUUUUAUUCAUCGUCACACUUUCAGUCCAGUUCGGUUCUGAUCCACGGCAGGGUCCUGAGUGGGUGAAAAACUCAAACUCUGGUGUUUUGUCUUCACAGCUGCUCCAGGAAUCAUCUCAGCGGCGCCGUACGCCGGGGCGACUCACGCCUUCCCACCGGCCUUCACACUCCAACCUGCAGGUGAGUCUCACCUGCUGAGACCCGGUCAGGUGUGUCAGGAGACUCAGAGAGAGCAUCUAAACUACGAUGAGAGGUUUUUGAUUUAUGGACCAGAUUUAGACAGAACCUGGUUUUUACAGAGUCGGAUCAGACUUUAGUGAAUCCACAUCAAACGUAAAGAUUACGGGCUCACAUAGAUUUGGGUUAUUACAUCAGGAUUAUGUGGAUUACUGAGUUUUCUGAUGUGUUUGUAAUCCAGAUGAUUUAAAACCAGGACCUGGAUUAUAUGAGCCUGGUUCUCCUCAGAAACCUUAAUCCUGGUCUGGAUUAUCUGGUAUCAUCUGUGGGUUUAAUCGGAUCGUUUGGUUCUAGUCGUUUUUUCUGUGACGUCAGCAUGAGUGAGACGUGUCCUGCAGCUCUGGGGCGGAUGUUCACUCGUCUCACCUCUCCCAGUGUCCCUCCCCUAUCCAGGCCUGACGGUCCCCUCCCUGCCCGGAGGCCUGGCCUCUCUCUCCCUCCCCGGGGCCACCAGGCUGGGAUUCCCCCCCCUCCCCGCUGGAGUCUGUGUCCUGCUGAUCAGCAACCUCAACCCGGAGGUGGGUCCUUCACCCUGAGCCCCUGCAGCAUAUCUGUCCUUCACCAUCACCAUCAUCUUCAUCAUCAUCAUCAUCGUCUUCAUAUUCUCAGUGUUUCACACAGACGUCUGUAACUCUGAUCACAUGAUGUUUUCACCGUCUUUACUCGUCCUGCAGCAGGUCAACACGCAGUUGGACUUACCUGGGAUGUUUUCACCUGAGGUGAAACGUCCCAAGUAAGUCCAACUGUCCUUUCAGCGAAGAAUUGGAAAUCAUAGAUGCUGCAUCCUCAGUUUUAAACUAUAUCUCCAGGUUUAGGAGCAACAUCUGCAUUUAUCCAGACAAAAAAUGUGGAAUAUAGAACUCUUGUGAUCAGCUGAGGAGUCCGGCGAUCCGAAGUCGGUGUAAAUUGACACGUUAACUUGAAUGUUUACGAUCGGAGGAUACGACCUUUUCGUAGAACAUCUUUUGAUUUCCGUAAAAUAAUCUUUUCAGAUUCUUAGAUCUCAGUUAUCGAGUCGAAUCAAAACAAAAACAUGAACUUUUUAAACGGACCCUCUUUGGUUCGGCCCGUUAACCUGCUGCAGGAGGAACAAAGUGAUCUUCCACCACACACACACACACACACACCUGUGUAAACACACACACACACCUGUUGAGUCCUGUGCACACGUGUUCUCCUCAUGUUGACAUUAUCUGACCCCUCCUCUCCAAAGGUAAUUAACCUUCUGAUUGACCCCUCACCUGUCUUUUUUUUGUUGUUUUUUUUCCCCUUUAAUUUGUUGCCAUGGAAACGUCUCGGACCCUCCACCUGUCCUGCCCUCCCACCUUUACCUGUCCUGUCCCUCCGCUGCCUUCUCUGCUGUCUUUAAAGAGAGUUACGCCCCACUGCCUCUUUAUUCUCUUCGGUAUGUUGUCACUAGCUUCUUAUUUUGAAAUGUCAGUACUUCCUGUUGUUCUGAUUUUUGUUCUUCAUGAAGAAUUUGAGUGUCUGCCGAGCUGCUUGUGUCUGAUUUUGCGUGCUGGUUUUGAGUUUUGACCACAAUACUUGCAGCUUUAUAGAGAAACCUUAAAUCUGUGUGAGCGGGUUUGUCUCCUUAAGACCUCUAGAGGGCGCACCGGAGGGUGACUCCUGGAUUCGGGGGGCGUAAACAGAGGUCACAGAGGUCACAGGUUACUGUCGUACGGGUACCGUUAAAAUGUCGUCACUAAAAAGUUAAAGGAAUAUUUCACAAAAAAGGCGAAUUGUCUGUUUGUGAAGUUUUCCAGGUGUUUCUGUCUGUUAGUGCCUGAAGUUAGAGAAGAGCAGAAGACGUGGACUACUCAAGUCCUUUUUACUUUUCAGGAGUUUAAUUUAGAGAGAAAAAAAGACUUCAGGAGUUUUAAAGGUGGAUAACAUCAGGGGCGAGAAAUGUAAGAAAAAUCUACUUAAAUUAAAGUUAGAUCGACAUUAAUCUGAUCACCUUUUUUCUGAGUUUUGAACUAAGGGUGUCAAUGUUUACAGUUUUUUUCUACACGUGUAAACGGGGCUUCUAACCUUUCUAUCGCAGUUGCGCUAUAUAACCACUAGAAGGCUCUGUCUCCAAGUCACUCCAGUAUUUAUCAGACAAAAACGUAUUCUCGUAGACCCACUUCAAAUAGGUGCUCAAUGAUAGCCAACAGAUAAAUCACAGACCUUCAGUUAACACUUUAGGGCUGAUUUACCAGAGGAAGUAAAACGAGUUUGAAUUAAAAUCAUCGUUUAUUUUGACGGACGAGAAAACGUACUUUUAAUUUCCGAAACUGUCGCUCUGCGGAGAAUUUCACCGCCUGGCUCCAGGAAAAUCUGUCAUCCUCAGUUUUAGCUACUAAAUUGCUGAUCUGUUAAUUCCGUGCCUUGUCGCAUUUCUUCGCCCUGUUGGAUGUUUAAUCAGCCUGUGAACCGCGAGUGGGAGCACGGUCUGUUCGGGUGUUUCCAUUCAGGCCCGACCGAUACGGAUUUUUAUGGGGGGAAAAAAUCUGAUUACCGAUUAAUCAGCUGAUUUUUAAAAUUUUUUAACCCUUGUGUAACCGUCGCAAUUUACACCACUUUUUUGACUGCUGUAAAAACAUAUUGGAUUCAUAUUUUUUCCAGAUUUUUUUUCAUAUAUCUCUUAAGUAACUUCUGCUCUAUUCAAAAAUGGUAAAUUUUUCAUGAAGCAUCAAAAUUUUAACCCUUAAAGGGCCAAUUUUAAAAAAAAAGUCACCAAAAUUGGGAAAAAAUAGGAGAAAAUGACUGAUAUUUAAUAGAAAACAUCAUCCUAAACUGGAAAUCUCUUGCAGGGUAAUAAAGUCUUGAAUAUGUAAAGGAUUAGUAAUAUCAUUGACUUUGAUGCCCUUUAAGUUUUUUAUGUAGGAUUAGAUUUCCAAAAAACAUCCUAUCUUAACGCUCAGUGGCUAAAAAAAAAGCCACUCCAGUCAAUUUUGGUGACUUUUUUUUUUAAAUUGGCCCUUAAAGGGUUAAAAUUUUGAUGCUUCAUGAAAAAUUUACCAUUUUUGAAUAGAGCAGAAGUUACUUAAGAGAUAUAUGAAAAAAAAUCCGGAAAAAAUAUGAAUCUAAUAUGUUUUUACAGCAGUCAAAAAAAGUGGGCGUUACCAAAGGGUGUAAAAUUUGCCGAGCGCCUAUUUUUGACCUGGUGAAAAUUUUGAAGUAAUAUUUUCAAAGUGUCCAUCAAUAUAAGCAUCCACAAAAAAAAAUCAUCCCAUUUGGUGCAGUAAAAAAAAAGUUACGUGGAAAUUGGUGGCUAAAUUCUGCCCCAAGUGGCUCUUUUUAGCCACACCGUUACAUAAGGGUUAAUGAAGUUAUAAAAAAUAUGUGUGUUCUGUAGACAGGAAGAUGGACUGAUAAAAGUCGGACCAGAAAAGCGUUUUCAACUUCUGAAAAUAUCGGUGAAAAUCUGCGAGUUUUGGCCGAUUAGUCUCAAAGGGGCUAAAAUUGGCCCUAGUUUCCAUCACGGGUAACUUCGCCGUCACUUAACUCGAUUUCCACCGGCGGUUUGCUUCAAAAACUGCCACACAGCGCUCCGCUCGUUGACCGCCGCCAUCGUGUCCCCGAGUCAACUUGGAGUAAUGCGAUUUCUAAACAGUUCUGAUUUCUUAUCCGUGUUUCCGUUCACGUGUGUAGAUGUUGACACCCCCGAGUUUUAACGGCGCUCUUCCUGGUUAAUCAGUCAUGUGAGCGUCUCGGCGUCGGCAGCCUCUGGUUCGUUUGUUUGGAAGCUGCAUUUAUUGUGUGUUUAUCUGACGUCAGUGAAGUUUUUGAGUUUGCAUGCUGGUUUUCUUUCAGUUUGCAUGUUUUCAGACCUGAAUCAGCUGCUCUUGUUUUUGAAGUCGGCGCUCCCAUAAUUCAUAGCUUCCACACAGAGUAAUCUGCCAUUUAAUUCUCUCUGACCCUUACCCUUAAUUUCCUCGCUGCGUUUCCUUUUAUAACAUUCAGAAACUUAAUGAGAUGAAACUCAGACAGCAGCGCCUCACUCUCUCCUCCUCCUCCUGCUGCUGCUCCUCCUCCAGGUUUACACCCCUGUAAUCUGUAAUCUGUAAUCUGUAAUCUAUAAUCUGUAAUCUAUAAUCUGUAAUCUGUAAUCCUAGAGUUUGUGGGUCAGCAGCGUGGCAGUCAGAUCAGAUUCAGACAGAGAGCUCUGUGUCAGGGCGUCAGGCUGCAGCUUCAUGCGUUCAUUUAAUGUUUGCAUCACUUCCUGUUUAACCACCAGAGCUCAACCUUUAAUGUGUCCACCUCUGACUGUGUGUGUGUGUGUGUGUGUGUGUGUGUGUGUGUGUGUGUGUGUGUGUGUGUGUGUGUGUGUGUGUGUGUGUGUGUGAAGGUGUUUACGGCGACGUGAUGAGGGUGAAGAUCCUCUUCAACAAGAAGGAGAACGCUCUGGUUCAGAUGUCCGACAGCACGCAGGCUCAGCUAGGUAACCUCCUGCACAUGCUCAGUGUGGUUCUGUGAUUUCACCUCUUUACUAAAGUCUCUGAGUCUGUAACACAAAGUCCGAUCCCUGAGGAGGAGGAGGAGGAGUUCUGGUGCUGAGACAAUUAAAAAUGAAGAAAACGAGUCGAACGAUGAAACUGGAAAAGUCGUUUUAAUCUUGAAUCCAGGAACAUGUUUGUAAAAAGUUCUGAGAGGAAGAACCAAACGGGUCCAAAGUUCUGAUAGAGGAACUUCUAGACUGGAUGGUCCUGAUCUUCCAGUCACCACAGGCGAAACGUCUCAACUAAGUCCAGUUGUCCUUUCAACAUAGACCUGGACAUCAUAGAUGCUGCAUCGUCCUCUCUAAAGAGUAGAGAGUCCGCUAAUGAGGUUUACACUGAACCACGAAGGAGGAAACCAAAUAGAACCAGGAUCCAGGACCACCAGAGACCUCUCUGGACCUGAGAUUACAACACCAUGACUCUGUAGUAGAAGAGUCCUGCUGAGAAACUGGGACAACGUUUCACUCAGCUCGUUUAAUUCGUCUUUUUCUCUGAAUCCGACUUCUCUCCUCGUUCUCGUUUACAUGCAGCUGAGAAAAUCGAAUUAUUGACGUGAAUGUGUCCUCCUCCCCAACACUAGGGGGCGAUAUGAGUCUUUUUAGACGUCAGAAGUGUCUACAACUGCUGCUGGGCAUUUUGGAGAAACAAGAAGAUGGAGCAUCGUACAGCGUUGUUUUUGUCCGACAUGAUGGACGCGCUACUUUUUCUAAAGACGAGACCAACGCUACUCCUCUACUCUGGGGGUUGUGUUACGAGGUUACGGGGGCGUGGCUUAUAAAACCCUCCAUGGACAAAAUAGGAUUUAAUAUUAUAAUAUUACAGUCGGACUAAAGUGUUUACAUGACCUUCAGUUGUCCGGUCUUAAUCGGAAUAAGGCGAUAAUUCGGUUUUCUCGAGUGUCAUGGAAACGGACUGAGUGUCAGACCCCAGAACCUGGUCUGCUUGGUUCACUAAGGUCUACAGAGCUGAGGACACACGAUCAUGAACCUUUAAAACGACUUUUUACAAACAUGUUGUUGCUUCAAAUUAAACCGAUCAGAUAUUUUUAUUCACGUUCUUUUGUUUCGUUAAAUUUCCCGAGAGCUUAUCGAAGUCGGUGACGAUAAUCGAGAUGAAGCUCUGAAACUCCAGGACUGUUUGUCUCUCUCUGCAGCCAUGAGCCACCUGAGCGGGCAGCAGCUUUACGGGAAGUCUCUGCGCAUCACGCUGUCCAAACACACCAGCGUUCAGCUCCCCCGAGAGGGCCACGAGGACCAGGGUCUGACCAAAGACUACAGCAACUCCCCUCUGCACCGCUUCAAGAAACCCGGCUCCAAAAACUACUCCAACAUCUUUCCACCUUCUGCCACAUUACACCUCUCCAACAUCCCGUAAGUCCCGGUACCCGACCGGAACCAGCUGCAGAACCCUCAGAUCAGUCAUGUGACGCAGACCGGGCUAAUGUGACGUUUCUCUCUCUCUCGUCUGCAGACCUUCUGUGGUGGAGGAGGACCUCAGGAUGCUGUUCUCCAGCUCAGGAGCCACAGUCAAAGCCUUUAAGUUCUUCCAGUAAGUUCCUUCGAUCCAGGUUCGGUUUCCUGACCCUGAAUUCUGUCCCCUCUGCUCCGGAGAUCUAGGGCCUCAUUUAUAAACGCAGCGUACGCCACUUGUAAGCGAAGUUUGGGAUUUAUAAAAAACAAACUCGACGGGAGAAUGUGCGCACUGACCCUGAAGAAACGAGAAACUGCGACCCCGACAGGAGGAGGAUGAAAGUAAAGACAGAGAAAUGUGAAAAUGACACAUUUCACUACAAAUAUCGUAAAUUAAGAUUUAUUCACAAAGACGAAGAAGGAGGGAAAACGUAUAUUGAUGCCCCAGGGAGCGCACGAGCAAACGCACGCACACACACACACACGCGCCGACACACUUCGCCUUUAUUAUUGAGUUAAUUAUGUUAAUUCGACGUUAUAAUGAAAUCCACUCACAUAAACAAUCAGCCGGUUUUAUAUCAUAAGUUUUAUAUUAACGAUUGUAAUUAACCCUUCAGAUUUUUCUCCCUCUAAAGUCCCUCGUGGCUGUUAAAAGCCACUUUUUUUGACGGCUUUUAAAUCAUAUUGGAUUAAUAUUUUUUUCUGAUUUUUUUUCAUACAUUUCUUAUUUUACUUCUGCCCUGUUCAAAACUAGCAAAUGUUUCAUUGAAAACCAUUUUUUUAACCCUUUAAGUGCAAAUUUAAGACAAAAAGUCUCUUAUGAAGCAAAAAAAUGGAAGGAAAAUGCUUCAUAAGAGACUUAAGGUCUUAAAUUGGCCCUUAAAGGGUUAAAAUUUUUUAUUUUCAAUGAAACAUUUGCUAGUUUUGAACAGGGCAGAAGUAAAAUAAGAAAUGUAUGAAAAAAAAUCUGAAAAAAAUAUUAAUCCAAUAUGAUUUUACAGCAGAAAAAGUAGUUUUGGCCACUGGGAGGCGCCAAAGGCAGUUUUUCAUUAAAUCUGAUGCUACAGAAAAACUUAAAAUGCAUUUGAGUCAAUUAUAUUACUAAUCUCUGACAUAUUCAAGACUUAAAUACCCUGCAAGAGAUUACCAGUUUUUUGAUUAUGUUUUAUAUAAAAAAUUGGUCAUUUUCCUUCCAUUUUUUUUGCUUUUUAAGUGACUUUUUGUCUUAAAUUUGCACUUAAAGGAUUAAAAUUUUGGUUUUCAAUGAAACAUUUGCUAGUUUCGAACAGGGCAGAAGUAAAAUAAGAAAUGUAUGAAAAAAAAUCUGAAAAAAAUAUUAAUCCAAUAUGAUUUUACAGCCGACAAAUCAAGUGGCUUUUGACAGCCACGAGGGACUUUAAAGGAAGUUUUCCUGUCCUGGCUUUAUUAUUGACCUGGUGAAAAUGUUGAAUUCAUGUUUCCAAAUAAAAUGUCAAAUUAAGCUUAGAAAAAAAAAAUUCAUCACAUUUGCUGCAGUAAAAAAAAAAGUUAUAUCCAAAUUAGUCUCUAGUUUUAUCACCAAAUGGCUGUGCUUUGUGUUCAUGAGGGUCACCUCACGGACAUCUUCGUCGUUGUAACGUGAACGACCGCACAGAAAGAUCGGAUUGAACAAAGAAUCCGAUUUUUUUAAAAUCGUCAUUUUUAUUAUUUUAAACAAGAAAAAAAAAAGUCACGUUCUUCGGGUCCUUCUGGAGCACUUUCGCCCCCCUGUAGCACCGUCACUCUACCUGUAGAGGGGGACACCCCCUCUUCGCCUCCACUUUGAUGUCGACCACGUCGGUCCGACCUUCUGAGGCGACUUUAUUCACAACAUCUGCAGCAUCAUGUCUCUUCAACCUGACUCUGUACCCGCCAACUACGACAUUUCUCCGUGUGUCCAUCUCGCCUUUUAGCGUUUCGAUCUCACGUUCAGUAAAAUGUCUCUUUUUCGCCCGUUUUCCGUCAUUAUUGAAUAUUCAUACAGGGCGUUCACCCGCCCUCUUAUAGGAACAAAAUGGGCGGAGCAAAGCGUUCUCUCAUGUGCGACAACUUUAGAGUUGAUUGUGAUUUAUAAACAGAAACAGGCGUGCGGCAUGCGUGCACAUUUCCUGCGUUUCCGGCGUACGCCACCUGUCGUGAUCUUUCCUACGCACAGUUUUUUUUUUUUUUUUUUUAAUAAUCAGAUUUUAUUCCAUUUUUCGAACAUAACAACAAUACAGCAUUGCAUACAUCAAUAAGGUCUGAGCAAGUGGAAACAAAUGAAUAAGCAGAACUCAGUAAAAAAAAAAAAAAUAUAUAUAUAUAUAUAUAUAUAUAUAUAUAUAUAAAAUAAAAAAAAAAAAAAAUAAAAAAAAUAAAUAAAAAAAUAAGAAAAUAAAAAAUAAAUAAAAUAAAAAAUAAAUAAAAAUAAAAAAUAAAAAAAAAAAUAAAAUAAAAUAAAAAAAUAAAAAUAAAAAAUAAAAUAAAUAAAAAGGGGGGGGGAUAAAAAAAUAAAAAAAAUAAAAAAUAAAAAAUAAAAAGGGGGGGGCACAGUUUUAUAAACGAGGACCCGGGUCGUCUCCUGACCCCUGCCCCAGAUCUCCUGUCCCUUCUGAGGACUUUGCUGAAGCAGCUGAACCACCUCCUGUUCUUUCUGGUUUCUCGUUCAGGAAGGACCACAAGAUGGCGCUGAUCCAGAUGGGCUCGGUGGAGGAGGCCAUCGAGUCCCUCAUCGAGUUCCACAACCACGACCUGGGAGAGAACCACCACCUGCGAGUGUCCUUCUCCAAGUCCUCCAUCUGAGCCCUCAGACCCCCAGCAGGGUCUGAUCCACUACACUCCAAUCAUUCCAACACGUCUGCAGAACCACCGCCGGGUCUGGUGCGGUCUUAGAUUAUGAUCCUGAAACUCAUUGGACUGUCAGUCAGAGAGGAGAGGAGAGGAGGAGAACAUCAGCGGGUGUGAAUAAAGUCCGGGUUCUGAGUUCUGCUGGAGAACUUCUCUGUAGAUUAUAAUCCUGGUCCUUUGACUUUAAUCCCAGAAGCAGAGAGUUAAAGUCAGCCUGGCGGACUCUCUCUCUGGAGCUCCGGUUCUGCAGGUUCUGACCGUGUGGACUCAGAGUUCUGCCUUUACUCUCAGACCGUCAGGUUUCCGCUCUCCUGUCCUGAAGAUCCGCUCUGACACCUCGGCCCCAUCCCGGGUUACCCUCAGACGGCGUUAAUCCGGCGGUGGUUCGGCCUUCAGAUAAUCCCUGUGCCUUAUUCCUGAAGUCAGAUCCACCUCGGCUCUGACGUGUAAAAAAAAAUCUCCCAUCAUGCCUCUGUAAAUGGUCCCAGAUCAGGUUUACAGAAGAAAAGGUUUACUGUUGCGGCGUCUUACUUUGUAUUUUGGCGUAUUUCCUGGUUGGCGUUGAUGUGGGCGUGUUUUGUACUGCUGGUUACUGUCAAACAUGUGAACUGUGUUUUUGCCGUUGGGUUUGUUGGGUCUGUAGUUUUUUUGUUUCUUUGACUUCUUUUAUUUCCACGUAUGCAAUCGUUUUAUUCCGAUAAUCAGAUAUCGUAGCAAUAUUUUAAUCAUUCCUGCUCUUUGGUUUGUCGGGUUUUUUGCUGUCUCUGCGAGUUCGUCUCGGUUCCUUCUACGAUCUCUUCGGUUUCUCUCGCGUUGUUCUGUUGAAUCCCGAUGUGUCGGCUUGUCUUGUCUGUCGCGUUGCAUCUCUGAACGGUUUUAUUUAUAAGUUCGUGAUCCACUACAGCUGAAACCAAAAACGGCCUUCUCGAUGCAAACAAAGUUGCCUGCCUCAGGUUUCUGGUUGGAGGGACUAAAAACCCGGAGACGGAGGGCCCGAUCCGGCUCCGACCGUCUCCUCCUGUGGGAAUGUUUCCGAAUUUCUCGCCCGCUUCACGGGACUCGGCCCCGCCGGUGCGACUCCAGUCUCUUUUGCAAAACCAGACGUAAAGUGGAGUGCCUUCAAGUCGUACUUCAGGUGUUCGUUCCUCGUCGUUCUGAGAGUCUGACGGAGGAGAAGCCCGUCACAAACGUAGGAAACCGGAAAGUUCUGGUUCUGGUUUAUCUGUGUCUUAAUAUUAUUGUUACGUCGACAUUCCAGCUGCUCCGACGUCCACCUGAACCUCACCUGUCUGAGCCGACAGGUCCGCAGCCGUGAUGCAUUCAGGUCACCUGGGAGACCCGGAAGAGCUCAGACUCUUUGGGGAUGAAGAUCCUGAAUCUCUGUGGAUGAAACUUCAGAUUUCACAGUCAGACUCGUCUUAUCGGACCCUCAUCGAAGUCUGAGCGCCGCUAGAGCGUCCUGGUCCGAGUGAGGUUUCAGGGGUUCCUCGCUGUCCGGUUUCUCAACGCCCUCUCAUCCAAGUCCAGUCAAAGAUUUAAUCCAAACACGUUAGAGUCACGGAUUACUUCAAAUCUACGGAGACCAAACGCUCUCGCUCGAGUUUUCUGUGAUCCGUCUGACCACGAAGGAGCGCCAUCUUCUUCCUCAUCAGUCAGACGCCAUCAGGACCGCCUGAUGAACCAAAGUUUGAACGUCCGUAACAGAACCGCUCGUCUCUGUUUCAUAAAACAUGAAAUUAAAGAUGUCGAAGAAGACAAACGUUUGGUUGGAGAGGAGCGACAGGCUGGAAGCAAACCUCUGACCGGACCACUCCACACGGGACACGUAGCGUCGAAAAACCUCCCCGUUUCUCUCGUGUCUGCCUGAAACUCUUCUGUUUCGGCCGCUCGGCUGUGGGUGUUACUUUUUACACAGCUCUGGAGUCGCGAAACUAAAGUUCGGUCCAAAGGAAGAAACAGUCGGAGGUCCGUGAAGGUCCAAGUUUCAGGUCAAAAUGACGACAUUCGAUUUUCCCAGGCGGCUUGAAUGCAUCACAGACCUUCAGGUGAGACAGGUGAGGCGGGGAGGGACCAGAGGGCGAGCGGCGGGGGAGGGGUGACGAAGUGUACAUAAGUGUUUUAUACCACAGCGAGCCGAAGGUUGGUUUUAUACCUGACGAUGACGACGAUGACGGUGGUGAUGAUGGUGAUGAUGAUGAUGAUGAUGAUGAUGAUGAUGAUGGUGUAAAUUUUGAUCCAUGUGUGCGACGGUUCUGAGCCUUACACUGUUUGUGUCACAAAGAAAAAAAACUGAUUAAAUCACUUUUUAUCUAAAA
This is a messenger RNA of Xyrichtys novacula (pearly razorfish), 26994 nucleotides long. Lineage: Eukaryota; Metazoa; Chordata; Actinopteri; Labriformes; Labridae. The record is from the annotation of a GenBank genome assembly.